GACAGCUUCUGCCGCUCUGGUUCACUAGUAGUGGAAACGAGAGCUCCCGUUGUGUGAGGAAUCACAACUCACUGAUUGUUUGUCGGAUUUAACGCUUUACUUUUAUAAAAGUUGACCAGAAGCGCUCUCAGUUUGGAGUUUAAACCAGUCUACGGGUUAUGAAAGUGUCUCGGACGCUUUAAACAAAGUAAAAGAGAGAGAAGGAGGUAGAUGGCUGCUGGGGAUGGAGCCCAGCUGCCUGCCACCGUAGCGGCCAGCCGCAGCGUGGAGAAGGCUCUGGAGGAGGCUGCAGCCAGCGGGGCUCUCAACUUAUCCAACCGAAAACUGAAGGAGUUCCCCCGCAGCAGCAGGAACUACGACCUGUCCGACAUCACACACGCAGAUCUGUCCAAGAACCGCCUGUGUGAGCUGCCGGAGGAGCUUUGUCAGUUCAUCUCUCUGGAGACGCUGAGCCUUUACCACAAUGGGAUGCGUUCACUGUCCUCCAACCUGGGCAACCUCCAGGCCCUCACCUACCUCAACCUCAGUCGUAAUCUUCUGUCCAGUUUGCCCCCGUCGGUGUUUCAGCUUCCCCUCCUGCGGGUGCUCAUAGUCAGCAACAACAAGCUGUGUUCACUGCCUGCCUCCAUAUUCUCCCUCACACACCUCCGACAGCUGGAUGUAAGCUGUAAUGAGCUGCAGUGUUUGCCAGCAGAGCUCGGCCAGCUAGAGUGUCUGAGGGACUUAAACCUGAGGAGGAACCAGCUCGCAACUUUGCCUGAAGAAAUAUCCGAGCUCCCCCUCGUCCGGCUCGAUGUGUCCUGCAACCGCAUUUCCCACGUGCCCUUGUGCUACCGCCACCUCCGUCAUCUCCAAAGCAUCUUGCUGGACAACAACCCGCUGCAAAUGCCGCCUGCGCAGAUCUGCUCCAAGGGCAAAUACCACAUCUUCAAGUACCUCAACAUGGAGGCCUGCAAGAGGACUCAGGAGGAGAUGGAGAGACACCUGAGGCCCACUGGGUUCAACAGCUGUCUGUCAGAUCAGGAGCUGUUCACAGGGCAGUUCGGAGGGCUGGAUUCUGGCUUCAACAGCGUCGACAGCGGCAGCAAGCGGUGGUCUGGGAAUGAGUCAGCAGAUGACUUCUCGGAGCGUUCCCUCCGCAUGGCUGAGGUCAGCAGAGAUCAGAGGAACCUAGAGGAGGAAGAAGAGGGGGAGGAGGAUGGAUCUCCUGUGGAAGCUAACAAAGUGAAUGGGGUUGCUGAGCAUGUGGACUUCAUUGACAGCAGUGUGACAGAGGAAGAGGAGGAGGAGAUCAGGAUGAAUCCACCCACACCUCCACUCACAGCGCCUCCUCUGGAGCAGAAGGAGAGCUCUUCUUCACCAUCCCAAACCCAGGACUCAACAAUAUGCAGGUCCAGCCUCCAAGUGGAGGUGGGCACCCCAUCGUCGGCCUCCUCUUCCCCCCUGUCCCCCUCCAGCCCCACCCUGGAGGAGCGGAGGAGGCCGGGCACCCUGUUCAUCUGGCAGGAGAGAGAGCGCCUGCAGCAGCAGCAGAGAGAAAAGGCCAGUUUGCUGAAGUCAUCCAGCAAAGCAGGAAGUCAUGUGUCCGCCGCACCACCACAGACAGGAAGUAGCUCAGCUGGUGGCUCUCCAGAGAACAGCAACUCCCACUCAGGUCUUCGGCAGCGAUGUGCGAGUGCUGAUCAGAUGAGCUCCGUGUCUCCGUCAAUACUUCUGCAACGCUCCAGCAGCAGAACAGAAUUUCCAUCCUCGCCGAAGACGUCCCCUCCACCCGGUCAGGCCCAGAGACCCAACAGUUUCCUGUUCCGCGCCUCCUCCCGCAGCAACGUCAAACCCACAGUGUUUACUCUGGGUGAGUCUGGCAGAAGUGAGUCUCGCACCAUGCUGCGUUCUCCUAAAGAGGAGAGACCAGACAUCACACAGCUACGCAAGACUCUGGAGUCUCGGCUGAAGAUCACUCUAGCGGAGGAUCUGGGCGAGGCCUUAUCCAACGGCACGGUCCUCUGCCAGCUGGUGAACCAGAUCCGACCGCGCUCCGUGUCAAUCAUCCACAUUCCCUCCCCAGCAGUGCCAAAACUGAGCUCAGCGAAGUGUCGACUCAACGUGGAAAACUUCAUUGCUGCUUGUCGCAAGCUGGGAGUCCCUGAGACGGACGUGUGUGUGUCCUCUGAUGUGCUUCUGUGUAAGCCGCCCGCUGUGCUGCGCUGUGUGACGGCCCUGCUGGCUGCUGAGGGGGGGGAGACGGCGGAGGACCGGUCCCCCCGCCACUCCUCACCUUCGUCUUCAUCGUCCUCCUCCUCCUCCUCCUCUUCGCUGCUGUCCACAGAUUUCCUGCUCUUCUACUGUGUGGCCAUGGCCCUGCUCUACGUCCUCUACUGCUACCUGCUCACCUAGAGGAGCAGCACACAGUACUUUUUAUAUACACAUGACUGUUGAACUGCUCUACAGGCUGACCCACUAGAACACACACACUGUCACUGUUAUAGAGUGUGAAGCCAACAUACACAGCUGCUUCCACAGUUGUCCUCUCAGACAAUACUUCACAGUGUGUGUGUUUUCAGCAAUGCAUACCCUCCAUGGCUGUAGUGUGUGUUGACACUCACAGCUGCACUGGUUGGAUGUUAGAGCCAUAGAGAGCACGCAGCCGAGCACCUUUUACGAAACAGAAUACACUACAGCACACUGAAGCUCUUCAUUUAGACAUUUAGAGGAGUAGAAAGCACUACACUGAUACUGAUACUGACACAUACUACAUGAGAUGAACAGGGGCCUUAGCCUAGUUUAGCCUUCAGUCUGUAACACACAGCGGAGUUUUCUGUUUUAACUGUCUGAGGCAGAGCUGCUCUGCAGGCACAAACUCUCUCUCACUGGUUGAGACAUGAAUGGGCGGGGCAAAGGACCCUCAGCUGAAUCCCAGUUCCAUACUAUACCUUUCAUAUUUCAUGCAUGUGAAAGCACAGUUAAACUUAAAGCUGCAUCAAGUGAUUGAUAAAAGCUUGAUUUGACCCAUUAGUAUUUAGUAAUGAGUAGUAUAUCAGAAGCUUUAUUGUUACUGUGAAUUAUGUAAAUAGCAUAGCAUGUACUACUGUACUAUAUAUUAUAUUAACAGUUUAUUACAAUUUGGGUUUUACUUUCAAAGCCAUUCGUUUUACUGGUUAUGAUAACAUUGUACUCACCAAGUAAAUAGCUGAGAUGGGGGAACAUGGCAACAUCGUGAAAGCUAAA
Sebastes umbrosus (honeycomb rockfish) is the source of this 3225-nucleotide messenger RNA. RefSeq names its product leucine-rich repeats and calponin homology (CH) domain containing 4 (gene lrch4). Bases 211 to 2394 code for a protein of 727 amino acids. The record is from RefSeq and is a predicted model, not a curated record. Lineage: Eukaryota; Metazoa; Chordata; Actinopteri; Perciformes; Sebastidae. The transcript is spliced from 18 exons. Gene Ontology annotation, molecular function: protein binding.